AGACACAAGGACAUUUAAUGCUAGCUCACAGAAGUCAGUCAGUCAGUGAAGAGCACAAAGCCGUAUCAUGUCGUACCUUGGGAGCAUCCUCGCUUGCUUAUUGCUCCUGGUCUCGACUUGCCAGGCGAACACUGGCGGUCUGAGGGCCAGCACCAGCACUCAGGGGAAAGGCUUGCUAUCCAACGCGAUGGUGGGAUUGGCGGCGGUGGCUGGCUUCCUCUUCAUCGUCUUCAUCCUCCUCAUCGUGAAACGGAUCUUUUUCAAGAAAGAGAACAGGGAUGAGGAAGAGGAGCAUGCGCCAGAGCUUUGUGCAGUAUAUGAAAACAAAGCUCUCGAGAUGGAGUCACCGGAAGAGAAAACCACCAACCUGUGAUUUUAGGAGAACGCACACAGGACUCAUUACACCGGCUUUGUGCAAGCACUGUAGAGUACAAUCUUGCUGCUCGUUCAGAAUCAUCAUCAUUUAAAAUCGAGCUAUUCUUUUAUGCAUAGUGACCUCCAGCGACUUCCAGUCCACGCAUACAGCCAAACGAUUGAAGAUUAGCGAUCUUAAUCAACGAUAACGCAGCAGUUUUUGGGCAAAUGACCCCAAAUUGACCUUGUACAUUUUCUGUCACCCCAAGCCUUGACCACCGUACGUCAUUAUUUUAUUUUGGAUGUAUAAUUUUACGACGAUUGUAACAUUUGCACAUUUUGAUCAUCAGUCAAUAACAAACGUACACAGUUACGUAAUGCUGCAUAUUUUCGUGUUCAUUUUCACGCCACUCGGCAUCGUGGCCGGACGGAGAAAUGCGUUCACCGGUGCAGCACGUCAGAAUAGUGCAAAAGUCUCAAAUGACACGUACACGCUUCGUUUAAAUGCUGGCUUGUUUAAGUGUGCAGUGUGAAUAGGAUAAUUCCUCCGAUUCAUUUGUAAAAUAAAUGAAUAAAACAAAAGACUGUGAGUUUUUCUCUUACAACCCUGUUUUGCAUCCAGGGAUUCGAACUCAAACCCUCCUGAACACUUGAUACUCGAUCAUCCCAUCGCUUAGCGGUUAGCGCAUUUGCCUCACGCCUAGAGGGUCGAGGGUUCGAGUCCCAAAGUGUCCGUAGUGUGUGAUUGUGCCCUGCGAUGGAUUGGCACCCCGUCCAGGGUGUCCCCAUGCCCCUUGGAGACACCUCUCGACAAGAACACUGGUGUAAAACGGGCAGCACCACCUAGAGCUAUUCACGAUAAAAUGAAAACAGGAGUACUUUUUAUAUUUGUUUCUUCCAUCACGUAUCAUUCCAUCGUAUUGUUGUCUAUAAAACGAAUAAACAGGCACAAAAUGCUCGGUUUUGAUUUCAGUGCCACUUUCUGACAAAUCCAGUGUUUAACUGUCAUGUCUGUAUCCGCCACUAGGUGGGGCCAAACUCAUUUUUGAAAGGAUAUAUCUGCUUGUGUUGACUGUCUACAUCAAAAUCUCCUCACCUUUUAUAAGAUUCCUGUAUAAUAAAUGCAAAAAAAAAAAGAAGGGAUUUUUAGGUAAUCCCACAUUCUCUUCAU
Ictalurus furcatus (blue catfish) is the source of this 1525-nucleotide messenger RNA. RefSeq names its product small integral membrane protein 24 (gene smim24). NCBI's taxonomy places the organism in Eukaryota, Metazoa, Chordata, Actinopteri, Siluriformes, Ictaluridae. The transcript has 3 exons. The coding region runs from base 68 to 373 and encodes 101 amino acids. The record is from RefSeq and is a predicted model, not a curated record.